AUGCAGGAUGAGCUGCUCCUGGGGGUGACACAGCAGCAGCAGCCAGGCAGCGAAAGGCUGGGCAGCAGCCCCGCGUCGGGACACCCCCCUCUCGGCCACCCCUCCUCUGACUUUAAACCCUGUCUCAGCCCCCAUCAGGAUUUAAACAAGCAGCAAGCGCAGCAACCACAGCCGCCGCCUCCUCAGCUGAGCCAGAAGAGGAAAGAGUUUAAGCAGCAGCUCAGCAGCCCAGCCCAGCUCGGCAGCAGCCACCCCCUGAAUAACCACCACCCCCCAGACUAUCAUCACCACCCCCCUCAGCAGCAGCGGCAGUUCAGCCACCCCACUGACAAGUACCAGCAGCAGGAGCACAGGCAACAGCAGCAGCUCCUCAGCGCUCACCCCCCGGAGCCGCCUCGGACGGGGGAUCACUCGCACCACCGGCCCGUCGGCCCCGCCGAGCACCAGGGCGGCGCGGACAAGGGGGGUUUGGAGCGGCUCGCCCCUUCGUGCCCGGGGGGAUCGGCGUCCGCGGACCCCAAUGUGGGGGUGGUCGCCGCCUCCUGCGUGAAUCCGCCUUCGUCUCCUCAUCUGCAGGCGAGAGCCAAGCUGCCCCCCAUGGAGUCCCCCCCGAACAGCCACUUACUGGGCAGCCCCGGGAACCUCUUGCCCGGCGGGCUCGGCUCUGGGUUCAGCAGCCUGCAGAGCCCGGAGAUCCCCAGCCCCCAUCACCAGAGCGGGGGCGGCUCCUCCUCGGCGGCUUCCCCUCCUCCUCCGCCGCUGCCCGGCUUCGGCACCCCCUGGUCGGUGCAGACCUCGUCGCCGCCUCCGCAGCAGACGCAGCAGCCUCCGGUCUCCAGCGGCGGCGGCGGGCAGAUCAGCGCGAUGCCACCCCCGAGCCCGGAGUCCGAGACCAGCUUCUACCCGGGGAUCCCGUCAUCGAUCAACCCCGCUUUCUUCCAGAGCUUCUCGCCGGUGUCUCCUCACAACCCAUGCGCCGGGCCCUUCAGCAGCCCCUUCUCUGCCGCCGCCCCCCCGCCGCCGCCGCAGAUGAAUUUACCUCAGCAGCAGCAGCAACAGCAACAGCAGAACCGGAGAUCCCCUGUGAGCCCCCAGCUCCAGCAUCAACACCAGGCGGCGGCCGCCGCCGCCGCCUUCCUGCAGCAGAGAAACUCCUACAACCACCACCAGCCUCUUCUGAAGCAGUCACCCUGGAGCAAUCAGAGCAGCGGCUGGAGCACAGGAAAUAUAUCCUGGGGAGGAAUGCAUGGCAGAGACCAUCGUAGAACUGGAACCAUGGGAAUUCCAGGAACUAUGAACCAGAUCUCUCCUUUGAAGAAGCCCUUUUCUGGUAAUGUCAUAGCUCCUCCUAAAUUUACUCGCUCCACUCCAUCACUGACACCAAAAUCGUGGAUUGAAGAUAAUGUUUUCCGAACUGACACCAACAGUAAUACUCUCCUUCCUUUGCAGGAUCGAAAUAGAAUGUAUGACAGUCUGAAUAUGCACUCUUUGGAAAACUCCCUUAUUGACAUUAUGAGAGCAGAGCAUGAUCCACUUAAAGGUCGCUUGAGUUAUCCACAUCCGGGGACUGACAAUCUUCUGAUGUUAAAUGCGAGGAGUUAUGGGCGAAGACGAGGCCGUUCUUCCCUCUUCCCAAUAGAUGAUGGCUUGCUGGACGAUGGUCACAGUGAUCAAGUUGGAGUCUUGAAUUCCCCUACCUGCUAUUCAGCUCAUCAGAACGGAGAACGGAUUGAGCGUUUUUCUCGGAAAGUGUUCGUUGGAGGUCUUCCACCAGAUAUUGAUGAAGAUGAAAUUACUGCCAGUUUCAGACGAUUUGGGCCCUUGGUGGUAGACUGGCCCCACAAAGCAGAGAGCAAGUCCUAUUUUCCACCAAAAGGUUACGCAUUCCUCCUGUUUCAAGAAGAGAGUUCUGUUCAGGCCCUGAUUGAUGCCUGCAUUGAAGAAGAUGGAAAGCUCUAUCUGUGUGUUUCCAGCCCCACUAUCAAGGACAAGCCAGUUCAGAUCCGUCCCUGGAAUCUAAGUGAUAGUGACUUUGUGAUGGAUGGUUCACAGCCACUUGAUCCUCGGAAAACAAUUUUUGUUGGAGGAGUCCCUAGACCAUUAAGAGCUGUGGAAUUGGCUAUGAUCAUGGACCGUCUCUAUGGAGGAGUUUGUUACGCAGGAAUUGACACUGACCCUGAGCUGAAAUACCCAAAAGGUGCUGGACGUGUUGCUUUUUCCAAUCAGCAGAGUUACAUUGCUGCCAUCAGUGCUCGGUUUGUUCAACUUCAGCAUGGCGAUAUUGAUAAACGAGUGGAGGUAAAGCCAUACGUGUUGGAUGACCAGAUGUGUGACGAGUGCCAGGGUGCGCGGUGCGGUGGGAAGUUUGCUCCUUUCUUUUGUGCCAAUGUCACUUGCCUGCAGUAUUACUGUGAGUUUUGUUGGGCAAAUAUCCACUCUCGUGCAGGACGUGAAUUCCAUAAGCCAUUGGUAAAGGAGGGGGCUGACCGCCCACGUCAGAUCCACUUCCGCUGGAAUUAAACAUGGUGAACCAGCAUCUGCAUAAGGAGAGAAGGGUGCAUGUGGCUUACUGUG
Molecule: messenger RNA, 2574 nt
Organism: Cinclus cinclus
Lineage: Eukaryota; Metazoa; Chordata; Aves; Passeriformes; Cinclidae
Gene: CPEB2
Product: cytoplasmic polyadenylation element binding protein 2
Exons: 11
Coding region: 1-2520 (839 amino acids)
Biological process (GO): negative regulation of cytoplasmic translation
Cellular component (GO): cytoplasm; nucleus; synapse
Molecular function (GO): mRNA 3'-UTR binding; translation factor activity, RNA binding; ribosome binding
Source: RefSeq, a predicted model, not a curated record